Messenger RNA from Cylindrotheca closterium, 5217 nucleotides. Lineage: Eukaryota; Bacillariophyta; Bacillariophyceae; Bacillariales; Bacillariaceae. The record is from the annotation of a GenBank genome assembly.
AUGGCAGAGGACAACAAGGAAGAUGCAAAUGAGUUGACAAUCGCAGGUCAAUAUGAAUUCAACCUCAACAAUGUCAUGGUUGACAACUUCCUUGAAGCCUCCAGAGCUGAGCACAAUUCUUACCGUCAUGAAAUGCUCAACGUCAGCGCCAAGAUGAACAAAGCACUGAUUGAGAUUGGCUACAUGGACAAGGAAGCAGCAGCGCAACAUUUGGAAGCAGAAGAACUCACCCACGAGCACAUCUGUGACAAGGCCGAGGACGCUUACCGUACACUCUUUGACAAGCAUCAAUGGCCUGCUGCAAGACCCACCAUCCGAGAUUCCAAGACUCCGUAUGCCAAGAUGGCCAAGACAUUCACCCCCGAUGACGUCCAGAACCACGCUUACGCUCUGAUCCACCAACAGACCGGUUCAAAGGGCAAGGCCAAACCCGACGACAUCUGCUUGAACUGUGGAGAGAAAGGACACUGGGCUCGCGACUGCAAAAGUGACAAGAAGCCCAAGCGACCUUUCAACAACAACAAGAAGAGUAAGCAUCAAAAGGAUAAGCACGGUUCCAGCUGGAAGACUACUCCACCUGCUCUUGGUGCACCUGAGACCAAGAAAGUCCGCGGAAAGGAUUUUAACUGGUGUGCUCAUUGUGGACGUUGGUCAACCACCCAUGCCCGUUCCAUUGGAGUCACUACACCAACUGUUUCAGCUUUCAUUGCCGAUCAAGUCUCAACAGCAUCCUCUUUCUUGGCCGAUCAAGUUUCCUUCAUGAUGAGUCAAGCUACCGCCGCCUCCGCCUACCUAUUCACUGCCGCUUCCACUGUCAUUGCUGCCUUUGAAGGAUCCCCUACCAACCGCCUUGCUCCGCUCCUAUGGUUCACCCUCCUGAUCCUCGUGUCCCUUCCUACCAAAGUACAACAUCGACUCAUUGGGUCCCCGCCUCAAGAAUUUCGCCCGUUCCGGAUGACCAAAGCCAAGUACAAACGUUACAUUCGACAUUGUCGUCGUCAGCGCCGUCCCACUUCAUUCAGUCAUCGCCGUCGCACCCGUCAUUAUGGUCUCGCCACCCGCCGUCGCCUCGACCCACAAUCUCAAGAUAUCUUUGACUUGGUCCAACAUAUCAUUCAGUUUUCGGAGUGUCUCACGUUUUGUCGUUCCCGUCGAGAGGGAGAUAAUUGGAGAAGCAACAGACGAUAUCAGAGAAAUCACAAUGAUCACAACGAUUGGCAGAGAACAAACGACGGUUGGAGAAACAUGAACGACAACGAACCUAGUACCCCUCAUCCUACCACUUCCCGUGAAACACCCCAUGAUGAACAUCAGCGUCGGCGUCCUGGCGAUCCAAACUGGACCUUCUACCAAGGUCCCCGCCAGCGAGGUGAAGAUGAUGCCUUCCGUUUUGAUCCUCCCAGACCUCGAUCGUGUCGCCACGACUCUUCCAGACAUCGUUUCAAUCGCCAUAACCCUUCCUCGAAUCCAAGUGACGACAUCUUCCGCCAUUUCAACACAUUUCCAAGAACGGAUCGGAUGCGCAGACAAAGGAUGACACGUCGACGUCAACCAAGCAUGCCACGAAUCUACAGACCUACCGUUGGCGUCGGACUCCCAAUGGCUCAUGUUGCCGUCCUAUCUUCUCCCACGGCCAAAGCCUUCUUCAGGAACGCCGAUAUUCCACAACAAUUCAGCAAGGUCAUCAACUGCUUCCGUGCUGCAAUGAAUCCAGAUGAACUGAAAUCAGAUAUGUCAGGUGAUGAAAAGACGGCAAGGUACCCGAUAAUCUGGGAUUCCGGUGCAACAACUUCGAUCUCACCUUACAAGGACGAUUUUGUGGGAAAGCUUGAGCCAGCACCUCUUGGACUCAAGCUUUGUGGAAUCGCUAGCGGCCUGGAAAUCAAAGGGGUUGGACAUGUUGCAUGCAUCAUCACGUCCACCUUGGAGUCAAACCACAACCUUAGUCCCGCCGAGAAAGAACUCCUAAGAUGGCACCAUCGGCUAGGCCAUCUCAACUUCAGUCAGAUCCAAUUUCUACUCCGCACAGGUGUAUUGGCGCAUUCAGAGUCCGCUCGACGAUUGCAAGCCGCAGCAUCUCGGAUCACAACAUACCCACUUUGCCCAGCUUGCCAAUUUGGAAAACAACGUCGUCGACCCUCUCCCGGGAAGACUUCUCGAGUCGUUCGUGAUCGAGAGGGAGUUUUGAAGAAUGAGAACCUGUUCCCAGGACAAAAGGUGUCAGUUGAUCAUUUUGAGUGUACCACAAGAGGACGAUUGCUUCAUACCUUUGGCAAAGAAGAUCCCAAGACACAGUACACCGGAGGAUGCAUCUUCGUUGACCAUGCAACAGGUUACGUCUUUGUCGAGCACCAAGUUCAUCUGAACACACAAGAGACACUGAGUGCAAAGAUAUCUGUGGAAGAACAACUUCAAGAUUUUGGAGUAGUUGUACUCGAAUAUCUAAGUGACAAUGGAAGGCCCUUCACAUCGCAAGAAUACAAUGAUCACUUACUCAAGUUCUCACAAAUUCACUCAUUUGCUGGCGUCGGAGCUCAUCAUCACAAUGGAAUUGCCGAACGAUCAAUCCAAACCAUCAUGUCCAUCGCUCAAACCAUGAUGAUGCAUCAAGCCAUCCAUUGGCCUGAUGUCACAACCACCACACUCUGGCCCCUCGCAGUGGAUCAUGCCGUCUUCCUCUACAACCACAUGCCCAACCAAUCAUCUGGUCUCUCACCACACGAUCUGCUUACCAAAACCCGUUGGAAACAAUCACAGCUUGCCGAUGUUCAAGUUUGGGGAUGCCCAGUGUAUGUCUUGGACAAACAGAUGCAAGAUGGAAAGAAACUUCCUCGGUGGAAGCCUCGAUCCACCCGCCAGAUCUACGUUGGAAUGAGCAAGAGACAUGCAUCGUCAGUUCCACUUUGUUUGAAUCCCGACACAGGAGCCAUCACCACACAAUUUCAUAUUGUAUUCGAUCCUACCUUCUCGACUGUGGCAACAAAUGUUGACAACCUACCUGAUUUUGGUUCGGAAGCCUGGUCGAAACUCUUUGGAGACUCCGUCUACCAAUAUGUUCUGGAUGAUCCCGAGGACCCAUUGCAUCCACCUGAUCCCACCGACGAUCCUCCUCCACCUUUAACUGCAAGAGUCCGAGAACAAACAGAAGUUCACACCCCGCCCACUCCAUUGGACGUUGUUCCGCCACCAACCAAGCCCCAAUCCGAUUUCUCUGGAGCCACCAUACCUUCAAUCCAGAAGGAGACAGUCAUCAAGAAUCCGCCAGCUGUUCCUCCCGUUCAGCCGCCUCCUUCUCAGAGGGAGAAUGUGACCCCUACUCCUACAAAUCCGCCACAGCCAACGCCGCCACCGGCUCGCAAACCGCAACCCACACCAACAUCCAAAACUGCACCCUUGCCAUCAGCCACACGCACAUCUCGCCGAUCCAACAAAGCUCAACCUCCAAAACGCUUUGGAUACGAUGGACAUGGACCCGCAGGAUACAACGCACCUCUAGAAUCGCAAAGUCCAGAAACCAACAACUUCUACACUUACUUUUUGGCUUACUUCAACUCUUCGAACAUUGAAGUGGAACACUCUCACGACUGCAGCUUCGUUCCAAGCUCGUACAAGGCAAGAGCCACCAAGGACCCAGACGUCUUCACUUACAACGAAGCGGUCAACGGUCCCAACAGCGAAAAAUGGACUGCAGCCGCAAAGAAAGAAAUCGAAGAACUUGAAGGAAAGCUCACCUGGAUUGAAGUCCCAAUGUCAAAAGCGAAGACCAAGAUCAUUCCUGGAACUUGGGUCUUUCGUGUCAAGAGAAAUCCAAGCGGAGAAAUGACCAAAUUCAAGGCAAGAUACUGUGUGAGAGGAGACCUGGAAGAAAUGGAUGUUGACAAAAACACGUUUGCACCUACCGUUGCAUGGAGUACUGUCCGCUUGUUUCUUGUCCUUUGCUUGAUCCUUGGAUGGGCCACCGUCUCGGUUGACUUCAGCAAUGCAUUUGUGCAAUCCAAACUGGACAAACCAAAAUGGGUACACUUACCUCGAGGAUUCGUCUCUCCAAAGGGCAAAGGAACAUGCCUUCAACUCAACAAGUCACUAUAUGGGACCAAAGCUGCUCCCGCGCUAUGGAAUAAGACCGCCGUGGAAGGAUUCACCAAGUGUGGAUUCAAACAAUCCGAUUUUGACCCAUGUCUUCUUUACAAGAAAGGCAUGAUGGUGGUUCUGUAUGUCGAUGAUGCUGGAAUCGGUGCCAAAGAUCCAGCAGACAUUGACAAGCUCAUUGAGGAACUCAGAGAACUCCAAUUUGAACUAAAGAAAGAAGGCGAUUUCAAUGAGUUUCUUGGCAUAAAAUUUGACAAACGCAAAGCCGGUUCAGUUGAACUCACCCAGACUGGUUUGAUUGACAAAGUUUGGGAAGCAGCCAGAAUGACUGACUGCAAUCCCAAUCAAAUCCCCGCUACUGGUCCCCUUGGCAAAGAUCCUGAUGGUGAACCUAUGAAUGAAGAAUGGAACUAUCGAUCAAUUGUCGGAAUGUUAAUGUACCUCUUGACAAACACACGACCAGACAUUACCUUUGCUGUCAGCCAAGUGGCACGAUUCUCCUCUGAACCAAAACAAUCUCAUGCAACCGCUGUGAAAACAAUUCUUCGUUACCUGAAACGCACUCGCACAAAAGGCAUGAUCAUCAAACCUACCGGAAAACUGAACCUUGAUUUGUUUGUCGAUGCCGACUUCUGCGGACUCUACAACACCGAACCUCACACUGAUCCAAACUCCGUUCGAUCACGCACCGGGUUUAUUGUCAAGUUGAGCAAUUGUCCACUGAUUUGGCGCUCCCAGCUACAAACAUCCAUCACUUGCUCCACGCUCGAGGCCAAAUACAAUGCUCUCUCUUCUGCUCUAAAGACCUUAAUUCCAUUGAAGCGUCUUCUCAUUGAAGCCACCGACCACGUUGAACUCGACAACGGCAUCCGCACCACCAUUCGGGCCUCAGCUUUUGAAGACAACCAAGGAGCAUAUUUUCUGGCCACCAAUCAAAGAAUCACAUCUCGCACCCGCUGGUAUCUCAACAAGUGGCACUGGUUCUGGCAACACGUCAAGGACGGUGUUGGCCCAGAAACUGUUGCCAUCCACGAGCUGGACACAUCGCUCCAAGAUGCUGAUUACUUCACAAAGGCACAGUCUUGUGAACCUUUUGAGAGCAAUCGCUUUCAAGUGCAAGGGUGGUAA